CCACUUAGUAAUAAAACGAUACGCAGAUAAGGGUCAUCAGCUCCUUUAGAGCGACAGGAAAGCAGCAUCGGAGCGGCACGUAGACGCCACAGACAGUUGUGGAGGAAAAAACCAACACCUUUGGAGUGAGCUGCAACCUGAGGAGAAGGUUUACCUGGUGGAGAGAAAAGGGGGAAUAAGAGGAGCUUAAAGGACAAAAUAAAGAAGAUUCUUAAAAAAAUAAAGGAAGAAAGCACAAUAAGGAAAUCGGACUAUCUUGACUUGAACCAAGAGAAGAAAAAGGACGUAAAAGGGAGUGCUUUUGUGCACAAUGGCGUCUUUUGGACUUGAGCUUGCCGGCAUCUCCCUGUCAGUGUUGGGCUGGGUGCUGAGUAUCAUCAGCUGUGCCCUGCCGAUGUGGAGGGUCUCGGCCUUCAUUGGCGCCAACAUCGUCACUGCUCAGGUGUACUGGGAGGGCCUGUGGAUGAGCUGCGUGUUCCAGAGCACGGGCCAGAUGCAGUGCAAGGUCUACGACUCCAUGCUGGCUCUACCUCAGGACCUGCAGGCCGCCAGGGCGCUCACCGUCGUCACAAUCAUCGUGGGGUUGGUGUCGCUCCUCAUCGCCAUGGUGGGGGCAAAGUGCACCAACUGCAUCGAGGAAGAGGCGGUUAAAGCCAGGGUGAUGGUGGCCUCCGGGGGCGCGUUCAUCACAGCGGCACUGGCCCAGCUGGUGCCCGUUUCCUGGUCGGCACACACCAUCGUAGUCGAGUUCUACAGUCCCAUCAUCCCCACGGGACAGAAGAUGGAGAUCGGGGCGGCGCUAGCCAACAUGUCGAUGGGUAUGGAGAUCGUGGGCAUUGCCCUCGGAGUCCUCGGAUUUAUCAUUGCAAUCGUUACUUGUGCCCUGCCAAUGUGGAAAGUGUCGGCCUUCAUCGGAGCCAACAUCAUCACCGCUCAGACCAUCUGGGAGGGUUUGUGGAUGAACUGUGUCACCCAGAGCACGGGCCAGAUGCAGUGCAAGGUGUAUGACUCACUGCUGGCCCUGCCUCAGGAGCUGCAGGCCUCCAGGGCAAUGACCAUCAUCUCCAUCAUCCUCGGGGUGCUGGGCGUCAUGAUCUCCAUCGUCGGCGCCAAGUGCACCAACUGCAUCGAGGAUGAGCCUUCGAAGGCCAAAGUGAUGAUCAUCGCUGGAAUCUUCUUCAUUCUCGCCGGCCUUCUGGUCCUCAUCCCUGUCUCCUGGACCGCCAGCGUUGUGAUCCGGGAUUUCUACAGCCCCCUCCUGAUCAGCGCUCAAAGGAGGGAGCUAGGGGCGUCGCUCUACAUCGGCUGGGGAGCGGCCGCCCUGCUCCUGAUCGGAGGGGCGAUGCUGUGCAGCAGCUGCCCACCAAAAGAGAAGAAGUACAAGCCGCCACGGAUGGCCUACUCUGCCCCACGCAGCACUAGUGCAGGCGGAGGGUACGACAGGAAAGACUAUGUGUGAACAAUACAGACAAAUUGAUUUGGAAAGUAGGAUAAAAAGUUUGUUGCACAAGCGUGUGUUGUUUAUUGCUGUCUGAAACCACAGGGCGAAUCCCUCUAAAGGACUCCGAGAUGAAGGCGUGUUCAAAUAUUCAUUUUUCUGCUUUGCUUUUUGUUGGCAUGUUCAUUUGCAUCCGAUUAUCCUGUUAAAAAGGCUCAUAUUUACGGAAUAUGAACCUGCUGUCCGCCUUUGCUCGAUUGAAAAUUCAGCCAAAAAAGUGAUUAGUAUAAAUACAACAUGCACUUAUGUUUUAUUCAUACAAAUCUCUUCUUUAAAACCAGUUCUGGGGCGUUUGUGUGAUUUAAACACCUGCUUCUUGUGUGCGUCUCUGUCAUUAGUCCGUUGGCCGGCUGCAUGGUGUUGUGUUUCACUGAAACUUGCAGUUGAAAUGCUUUGUGUCAUUUCAGUGACAAGGAAGAGGCAGUGCUCAUUUUACAUGCAUUUGGUUGUGUGUGUGUGUGUGUGUGCGUGCGUAUCUGUGUGUGUGCAUCUGUGUGUGUGUGCGUGUGUGUGUGUGUGUGUAUCUGUGUGUGUGCAUCUGUGUGUGCGUGUGUGUGUGUAUCUGUGUGUGUGCGCUUUGCAUGUAAUAUUUGCUUAGGAGAGUUUCUGCUGAGACUGAAACUAAAGAUGGAUCCAUGUUACAGCCCCAGGAAACAUCCUUUUCCUCAUAGUUCACAGGGUGAAACACAAAAAAAGACUGUUUCAGUUGACAUUUUCUGUGUCUGUAUGUGUGACUUUAUAUUUCUGUAAUGAAAUGUAUUUGAAGUGUGUGUUUUACAUGUUCAAAUAUUCCACAAUGUGUUUGCGUUUCAAGUUGAUAUGUAAUGUGUGUUAGUUUUCAACAUUUUUGUAUAUUUUUCUACUGUUUGAAGCUUCGUGGCUUUUUGUUUGUCAGACAAAUAACCAAAGGACCUCUGGUGUGUGUGCAUGUGUGUGUGUGUGUGCAUGUGUGUGUGUGUGUGUGUGUGUGUGUGUGUGUGCGUGUGUGGUGUGUGUGUGUCACCCUGAGGGAUCUACAGCUGUUGGAGAAUGUUUGUUUCCAAAUCAAGAUGUAUUUUGUGUUGUCUUUCGCCAUAUAAAAUAUUCUGCUCAUAAAUUUCUUUUUUUACUCAAAUGCUGUUCCUAGAGCUGCAUCAUAAAAUAAAUUGCAUUUUAUAGUCGUGCUGGAGUAUAAAAUGUGUUGAAGAUUUCAAUAAAAUUACUUUUUAUUCCCAAAUAAAA
This is a messenger RNA of Amphiprion ocellaris (clown anemonefish), 2719 nucleotides long. Its product is annotated as claudin-3-like. Gene Ontology annotation, cellular component: bicellular tight junction; plasma membrane. The record is from RefSeq and is a predicted model, not a curated record. Gene Ontology annotation, molecular function: structural molecule activity. The transcript is spliced from 2 exons. Lineage: Eukaryota; Metazoa; Chordata; Actinopteri; Pomacentridae. Gene Ontology annotation, biological process: cell adhesion; bicellular tight junction assembly. Bases 311 to 1459 code for a protein of 382 amino acids.